Molecule: messenger RNA, 1694 nt
Organism: Nestor notabilis (Kea)
Lineage: Eukaryota; Metazoa; Chordata; Aves; Psittaciformes; Psittacidae
Gene: ESS2
Product: DiGeorge syndrome critical region gene 14
Exons: 9
Cellular component (GO): catalytic step 2 spliceosome
Source: RefSeq, a predicted model, not a curated record
AGCCUGGAGAAGAUCAUUCAGCGAGACUUCUUCCCUGAUGUGGAGAAGUUGCGAGCGCAGAAGGAGUAUCUGGAGGCGGAAGAAAACGGCGACUUGGAGAAAAUGAGACAAAUCGCGAUCAAGUUUGGCUCCUCCUUGGGCAAAUCAUCGAGAGACACACCUGUACCCUAUGUUACUCCAGCCACGUUUGAAACCCCAGAAGUGCAUCCAAGUGGCCUUCCACUGGGGAAUAAAUCCAAAGCUGGUGUCAAAGCUGCAGAGGAAGGAGAAGCAGAAAAAGAUGAUAAGGAGGCACUUCCCAAUCUGGACAGCUUCCUAGCAAAACACACAAGCGAAGAUAAUGCUUCGUUUGAGCAGAUCAUGGAAGUGGCCAAAGAGAAGGAGAAAGUCAAGCAUGCUUGGCUGUACAGUGCAGAAGAGGAGUAUGCCCAGCGACGCAGUGAGAACCUGGCACUUCCUUCAGCAGAGCAGCAAGCUCUGGAGAAUGUGAAAGCCGGACUGGAGACCUGGGAAUACACAGCUCGAAACACCCUCAUGUAUUAUCCGACAGGUGUACCUGAUGGGGAUGAAGUAUUUAAGAAGCCCAGGGAAGUUGUCCAUCGGAACACCCGUUUUGUGAAGGACCCUUUUAGCCAAGCCGUGAGCAAAUCACAGCUCCAACAAGCUGCAGCCCUCAAUGCUCAGUACAAACAGGGCAAAGUGGGACCAGAUGGGAAAGAACUGAUACCCCAAGAGUCUCCAAAAGUGAAUGGGUAUGGAUUUGUGGCUACCCCCUCUCCUGCCCCUGGUGUGAAUGAGUCUCCUUUUAUGACAUGGGGUGAAAUCGAAAGCACCCCUUUGCGCUUAGAAGGGUCAGAAACACCAUAUGUGGACAGAACGCCUGGACCAGCCUUCAAGAUCCUGGAGCCUGGGCGCCGUGAGAGGUUGGGACUCAAGAUGGCCAAUGAAGUGGCAGCUAAAAACCGAGCAAAGAAGCUGGAGGCACUUCGAAAAGUGACAGAAAACUUGGCCAGCCUCACUCCAAAAGGACUAAGCCCAGCAAUGUCACCAGCUUUGCAGAGGCUAGUAAACAGGACUGCAAGUAAAUACACUGACAAAGCCCUGCGAGCCAGCUAUACUCCUUCUCCAGCCCACACCGGAACACCUGGUUACAAGACCCCAGCAAGUGGGCCUCAUACACCCACAAGCACCCCACAAUCUAGGACAGUAUCUCGGACGCCGGUAUCUCAGGAUACUACAUCAAUCACAGACAAUUUACUACAGCUUCCUAAAAGAAGAAAGGCAUCUGAUUUCAUUUGAAUAUUCCGGUCACCAGUAAGGUGAUAGUGAACUGGCUGUACUCAACUGUCUGCAAAUGAGAUGUUGUGAGCCAUCAGUGUAAGGGGUGUCUAGAUAAAGCUGCCAGAAUGGAAGCCAGUGGUUGGAAAACCUGGGACCAGUGCUAGUCUAGACUAAAUAGCCUGUAAUGUGCUUUUUGGAAGCAGAGUAUGUCUUGCUGUGGUAUAACUUCCCUUUGAACUGCAUGGGUGGGAUGCACAGGGCUGUGGUAGAAAAAGAAUGCUUCCUGCAAUGGCAGAGAAGAUUCUGGACUCUCAGAAAAGGGUGAUAAUUUUUAAAGAUAGGUUUCUCUUUUUAAGAUGCCCAUGCAUUUAAAUACAUUACUGUACAGAUAUGUCUAUUUAUAAAAUGUGGUA